This is a messenger RNA of Nicotiana attenuata, 686 nucleotides long. RefSeq names its product agamous-like MADS-box protein AGL62. Lineage: Eukaryota; Viridiplantae; Streptophyta; Magnoliopsida; Solanales; Solanaceae. Gene Ontology annotation, biological process: regulation of transcription by RNA polymerase II. The coding region runs from base 26 to 559 and encodes 177 amino acids. The record is from RefSeq and is a predicted model, not a curated record. Gene Ontology annotation, molecular function: DNA-binding transcription factor activity, RNA polymerase II-specific; RNA polymerase II cis-regulatory region sequence-specific DNA binding; protein dimerization activity. The transcript has a single exon.
GUCAAUUCUUCUAAUAAAUUUAGUCAUGGUUUGUAAGAAGACUAAAGGGCGUCAAAAGAUUCAAAUGAAAAAAAUAGAAAAAAAAGAUGACCUCUUUGCCACAUUCUCAAAGCGUCGUGCAGGGUUAUACAAAAAGUCGAGCGAACUUAUUGCAGAAUGCGGUGUUGACGUUGGAAUAGUGGCUUCUUCUCCUACCGGUAAGCCUUUCUCAUUUUUUCACCCUACGAAUGAUGCUAUUAUUGCUCGUUUUCAGAAUCCUGAUAUGCAGUUAAGUCAAACUACUGGCCUAGUUGCGGCUCAUGCUCGAAACAAAGUGAACUCUCUCAAUAGUAGGCUUGAAGAAUUGGAUACCAGAGAAGAAGCUGCAAUUGCUCAAGCACGUUUCUAUGACAAAAUGAUAGAAACUAGAGAGAGUGGUUGGUGGGAGUCAAUUGAGCAACUCAAUGCAGAUGAAGUGACAAAAUUUGAAGCAUGGUUAAAGUCUGUUAUUUUUAAUAUGAACAAUCGUUUGAAUCAAUUGGAAUUUGGAGUUUCAUCCUCAACACCAAAUUACUUUUAGAGAUGCCGAUAAUGCACCUAGUACUGGAAAUUCAAAUUCAUGUUAUCCAUAUGUGGAUUUUUUGUUCUUUUUAUUUUAUUUCAACAAUGCUACCAGCAUGUAUUGUGCUACGAUUUUCAUUAAUAAU